AUGAGAGAGAUCGUAAGCAUUCACAUCGGCCAAGCCGGAAUUCAGGUCGGAAAUUCUUGUUGGGAGCUUUAUUGCCUCGAACACGGCAUUCAGCCCGAUGGAUUCAUGAAUAGUGGUAAUUCCCGUGGCUCUGGCGACGACUCGUUCAAUACAUUCUUCAGUGAAACCAGUUCCGGGAAGAACGUUCCGAGGGCCGUAUUUGUCGAUCUCGAACCAUCGGUUAUCGAUGAGGUUCGGAAUGGUGUUUACCGACGGCUAUUCCAUCCUGAACAACUCAUUUCCGGCAAAGAAGAUGCCGCCAAUAACUUCGCUAGAGGACAUUACACAGUGGGCAAAGAAAUUGUUGAUACAUGUCUUGAUCGAGUGCGAAAGUUAGCCGACAAUUGCACCGGCUUGCAAGGUUUUAUGGUCUUUAAUGCCGUUGGUGGUGGUACCGGUUCAGGAUUAGGAUCGUUGCUUUUGGAACGGUUGUCCGUGGAGUAUGGCAAAAAGCCGAAACUCGGCUUCUCAAUCUUUCCAUCUCCGCAGGUGUCGACUGCAGUUGUGGAACCUUACAACAGUGUGUUAUCGACUCACUCGCUUCUUGAACACACAGAUGUGGUGGCGUUGCUCGACAAUGAAGCGAUAUACGAUAUAUGCAGGCGGGCGUUGGAUAUUGACCGGCCAACAUACACGAACUUGAACCGUUUGAUCUCGCAAAUAAUCUCGUCUUUGACUACAUCGUUGAGGUUUGAUGGAGCUAUUAACGUGGAUAUCACGGAGUUCCAAACGAAUCUAGUUCCGUACCCACGUAUCCAUUUCAUGCUUUCAUCAUAUGCACCCGUGAUCUCAUCCGCCAGAGCCUACCAUGAGCAGAACUCGGUGCCUGAGAUCACGACUGCGGUGUUUGAGCCAUCGAAUAUGAUGGCUAAAUGCGACCCGAGACAUGGGAAGUACAUGGCUUGUUGUUUGAUGUAUCGUGGCGAUGUUGUUCCGAAGGAUGUUAAUACUGCUGUUGGUUCUAUUAAGACCAAACGUACCGUUCAGUUCGUUGAUUGGUGUCCGACGGGUUUCAAGUGUGGAAUCAACUACCAGCCUCCGACAGUGGUGCCAGGCGGCGAUCUUGCAAAGACUAACCGUGCGGUGUGUAUGAUAAGCAACAACACGGCGGUGGCUGAGGUUUUCAACCGGAUUGACCAUAAGUUCGAUCUCAUGUAUGCAAAACGAGCAUUCGUGCAUUGGUACGUGGGUGAAGGAAUGGAAGAAGGGGAGUUCUCGGAAGCCCGAGAGGAUCUUGCUGCUCUCGAGAAAGACUACGAGGAGGUCGGUCAAGAUGCCGAGGAGGAGGAGGAGCAAGCGGAAGAGUACUAA
Cynara cardunculus var. scolymus (artichoke) is the source of this 1350-nucleotide messenger RNA. Its product is annotated as tubulin alpha-3 chain-like. The record is from RefSeq and is a predicted model, not a curated record. Gene Ontology annotation, biological process: microtubule cytoskeleton organization; mitotic cell cycle. NCBI's taxonomy places the organism in Eukaryota, Viridiplantae, Streptophyta, Magnoliopsida, Asterales, Asteraceae. Gene Ontology annotation, molecular function: structural constituent of cytoskeleton; GTP binding. Gene Ontology annotation, cellular component: cytoplasm; microtubule. The transcript is spliced from 4 exons. The coding region runs from base 1 to 1350 and encodes 449 amino acids.